Stomoxys calcitrans (stable fly) is the source of this 762-nucleotide messenger RNA. Its product is annotated as 10 kDa heat shock protein, mitochondrial. The record is from RefSeq and is a predicted model, not a curated record. NCBI's taxonomy places the organism in Eukaryota, Metazoa, Arthropoda, Insecta, Diptera, Muscidae. Gene Ontology annotation, molecular function: ATP binding; protein folding chaperone; protein-folding chaperone binding. Gene Ontology annotation, cellular component: mitochondrial matrix. The transcript has 3 exons. Bases 162 to 467 code for a protein of 101 amino acids.
CCUUUUCAAAUAUUAGUUGGAAGUCAUUCAUAAGGAUCACACGUGCAGAGAAAUUUUCGCGAAAAUUCCCUCUAAUUGGUUUGUUGGCUCAUUAAUAGAUAAUAAUAAGAAGGAAAUUGUCUUAUUUGAAAAACAAAAUUUGAUCAAUAAACACAAGAAAAAUGUCCGCCAUUAAGAGAAUCAUUCCCAUGUUGGAUCGUGUCUUGGUUAAACGUGCUGAGACUUUGACCACCACCAAGGGCGGUAUUGUUUUGCCCGAGAAAGCACAAGGAAAAAUGAUGGAAGGAACAGUCAUUGCUGUGGGGCCUGGUGCCAGAAAUGCUCAAACUGGUGCCCACAUCACUCCUGGCGUUAAAGAAGGUGACCGCAUCUUGUUGCCUGAAUUUGGUGGCACCAAAGUAGAAAUGGAAGACAAAAAGGAAUACCUUCUUUUCCGCGAAUCUGAUAUAUUGGCCAAAUUGGAAUAGAUUUGGUAGACUUCCAAGAACAAGCAUUUUGUACAUUUAAUUUUAAUUUUAUGUAAUCAUCUCCUUAUUUUGAGUCUACUCCUUCUAUAUUUUUAUGAGAGGGGGUAUGCUACACAACAUAUAGUUUGUAAAUUCUAUUUUCAUAUAUACAAGUGUUAUGACAGACUACAUGGGAACCCUGGGAAAUUGUUAUCCUUUGAAGUCCAGGCUUCAUGUGAACUGUUUUUGUAUGAUAAAAAUAAUUUUUAUUGUCUGAGGAAUAAAACGGUUUUACGCUUUAUUUGUUUAAAAAACA